CGCGCCGCCUCCCGUGGGCGGAGCGGGCGCAGGGAGGGAGGGAGGGAGGUAGCGCGGGCAGCGGCGACAUGUCGCACCCGUCCCCCAGCGCCCGGCCCGGCAACCCCCGCAACCCCCGCGCCUUCUUCGAUGUGGACAUCGGGGGCGAGCGAGUUGGACGCAUUGUCUUUGAAUUAUUUGCUGACAUUGUACCUAAAACUGCCGAAAACUUCAGGGCAUUAUGUACAGGAGAGAAAGGAACAGGGCCCACAACUGGAAAACCUCUCCAUUAUAAAGGAUGCCCUUUCCAUAGAAUUAUUAAGCAGUUCAUGGUCCAGGGUGGAGAUUUCUCAAAUCAAAAUGGCACUGGUGGAGAAAGUAUUUAUGGUGAAAAAUUUGAAGAUGAAAACUUUCAUUAUAAGCACGACAAACCGGGGCUGCUGAGCAUGGCAAACGCGGGACCUGGCACUAACGGCUCCCAGUUCUUCAUUACCACGGUGCCUACUUCUCACCUGGACGGGAAACAUGUGGUGUUCGGCCAAGUGAUCAAAGGAAUGGGUGUUGUUAAAAUAUUAGAAAACGUCGAAGUAAAUGGAGAAAAUCCUGCUAAGUUGUGCGUCAUUGCAGAAUGUGGAGAGCUAAAGGAAGGAGAUGACUGGGGAAUUGUUCCCCAGGAUGGUUCUGGAGAUGCUCAUCCAGAUUUUCCUGAAGACUCAGAUAUAGACUUAAAAGAUGUUGACAAGAUUGUGGCCAUAGCAGAAGACAUAAAGAAUAUAGGAAAUACUUUCUUCAAAUCGCAAAAUUGGGCAAUGGCAGCUAAAAAGUAUAGUAAAAGUUUACGGUAUGUAGAAGCUUCUGAAACGGUGGCAGAAGAGGCUGACAAGCCAAAGCUGAAGACCAUUGGGCUGACUUGUGUUUUAAACAUCGGUGCCUGUAAGCUAAAACUGUCCGACUGGCAGGGAGCCAUUGACAGUUGUUCGGAGGCUCUUAAAAUAGAUCCAGCAAAUACUAAAGCUCUCUACAGACGGGCUCAAGGAUGGCAGGGAAUAAAAGAUCUCGAUCAGGCACUGGCUGAUCUUAAGAAGGCUCAUGAAAUAGCCCCUGAAGACAAAGCUAUCCAGACGGAAACACUCAAAAUCAAGCAGAAGAUAAAAGCCCAAAAGGAGAAAGAGAAGGCAGCUUAUGCUAAAAUGUUCGCUUGAUAUUUUUAUUGUUAAGCUUUUAAUUCUAUGCACUAACUCUUGCGAAAGACAAAAUGGAGCUGGAGGCGACUGUUCCCUCUUUCAUUUGCCCUGUACUGCACUUCUUGGUGUUUACAACUUAAAAAGUCUAAUAAAGACAUUGUUCAAAGG
Cygnus olor (mute swan) is the source of this 1331-nucleotide messenger RNA. RefSeq names its product peptidylprolyl isomerase D (gene PPID). Lineage: Eukaryota; Metazoa; Chordata; Aves; Anseriformes; Anatidae. Gene Ontology annotation, biological process: protein peptidyl-prolyl isomerization; protein folding. The transcript has 10 exons. Gene Ontology annotation, molecular function: protein binding; peptidyl-prolyl cis-trans isomerase activity. The coding region runs from base 69 to 1181 and encodes 370 amino acids. The record is from RefSeq and is a predicted model, not a curated record.